Solanum verrucosum is the source of this 609-nucleotide messenger RNA. Its product is annotated as bi-functional coumaroyl CoA and feruloyl CoA ortho-hydroxylase F6H2-1-8-like. Lineage: Eukaryota; Viridiplantae; Streptophyta; Magnoliopsida; Solanales; Solanaceae. The coding region runs from base 1 to 606 and encodes 201 amino acids. The transcript has a single exon. The record is from RefSeq and is a predicted model, not a curated record.
AUGAAAUUCCUGACUUUGUCACUGGUUUAUAGGAACCAAGUCUUGGAGUAUCAAAAGUGGGCUAAACCACUUGCUAAAAAGUUGUUAGAGGUGCUAUUGAAGGGUCUCAAUGUCAAUGAAUUUGAUGAAUCUUUAGGACCUCUCUUGAUGGGAACUAUGGCUAUCAACAUAAACUAUUAUCCACCAUGCCCAAAUCCAAGUAUCACCAUUGGGGCUCGCCGACACUGCGACGUCUCCUGCAUCACUCUGCUCUUCCAGGACGACACGGGAGGCCUAUAUGUUCGAGGGACUAAAGGCGAUAAUUGGAUCCACGUAAAUCCAAUCAAAGGCGCCUUAGCGGUUAACAUAGGUGACUCGUUGCAGAUCAUGAGCAAUGAUCGAUACAAGAGUAUCGAGCAUUGUGUAGCAGUUGAUUCGAGCAGGGCUCGAAUAUCCAUACCGCUAUUUGUGAAUCCUUGCUUUGACAGUGUCAUUGGUCCAUUUUCACAAAUGUUGAAAGAUGGAGAAAAACCAGUGUACAAACAUGUCUUGUUUUCUGAUUAUUGGGAUUAUUUCUUUCGUAAGAGGCCUUCUGGUAAAGCAUCACUAGAUUUUGCUAAAAUUUGAUAG